GCUAUUUAGACGGGUGUCAUGUUUUUCCAAGUCGUCUUUAACGGACUCGAUCUUUGUGUUGACCUCGGUGGUGAGAAUGGCUAUUUGUGCGGAUAGGUCAGUGGAUAGUGACUCCACCUUAGCCAGCAAAGUCUGUUCAGACUUAAUGAUCGCCGCCAUUACCUUGGCUAGGUCGGGGGGAUCAGAGUCAGUGUCCGGUGAGCCCGAGGCUUUAGUAGAGGCCUGCUCUUUUGUGACUCACAUAUUACCUCAACUAACCGGUGCCCCCGCACAUUGACUCUGUAAAGGUACCCACCUGUAUAUAGUCUCGCUAUUGUUAUUUUACUGCUGCUCUUUAAUUACUUGUUACUUUUAUUUCUUAUCCCUAUUUUUUUUCAACGGCAUUGUUGGUUAGGGGCUCACCAUCUCUAUAUUUAUGGGUGUUGAUGACAACACAACAGGCAACAUUAGGAUUUGUGUAGGCUACUGCUUUCAUUCACAUGCUACAGGUGUCUGUUUGUGAUAGACGUACACAUGGAGAAGCAGACUGUGGACGUUGCCAGGGACGCUUAUCUCACAGGGAGGUCCCAACCCCUGAAGUUCAGAGUUCAACAGUUAAAGUCCCUUCAGAGGCUGAUCACAGAAAGACAAGGAGAGAUUGCCAUAGCGCUCCAGCAGGACCUCAACAGGAGCCAGUAUGACACAGCCCUCUCUGAGCUGAUUGGCCUGGAGAAUGAGAUCAGCCUGGCGGUGGGGAAGCUGUCUCAGUGGGCUGCCCCUCGCCAUGUGGAGAAGAACAUCAUGACCUUAACAGACCAGGUGUACAUCCUGCCUGAACCCCUGGGAGUGGUGCUCAUCAUUGGGGCAUGGAACUACCCCUGGGCCCUCACUCUGCAGCCCCUGAUCGGGGCCAUCGCAGCUGGGAAUGCAGCAGUGGUGAAACCCUCUGAGUUGAGUGAGCACUCAGCCAGUCUCCUCAAAGCACUGCUCCCUCAAUAUCUGGACAAGGAGUUAUAUCCUGUGGUGACAGGUGGAGUUCCAGAGACCCAGGAGUUACUGAGGCAGCGUUUCGACCACAUCUUCUACACUGGGAACAGCACAGUGGGGAAAGUGGUGAUGGAGGCCGCGGCCAAACACCUGACCCCUGUCACCCUGGAGCUGGGGGGCAAGAGCCCCUGUUACAUCGACAAGGACUGUGACCUCAUCGUGGCCUGCCGCCGAAUCACAUGGGGAAAGUUUUUCAACGUUGGGCAGACGUGCAUCGCCCCUGACUACAUCCUGUGUGAGCCCAGCAUUCAGAACAAAGUGGUGGAGGGCAUCCGGAAUACACUACAGGAGUUCUACGGCCCGGACCCCAAAACUUCCCCAGACUACGGUCGCAUCAUCAACCUGCGCCACUUUAGUCGAGUGAUGGGUCUGCUGGAGGGGUGCAGUGUGACACUAGGUGGAGAGAGCGACCCAUCACAGUGUUAUAUUGCUCCCACAGUGGUAACGGACGCGUCUCCUCACACCAGACUUAUGCAGGAGGAGAUCUUCGGACCUCUGUUGCCCAUAGUGACUGUUGCUGAUGUGGGUGAUGCAAUUCGCUUCAUCAAUGGGAAAGAGAAGCCCUUAGCGCUGUAUGUUUUUUCCUCUGACAAGAAGGUGAUAAAGCGAAUGAUUGCUGAGACCAGCAGCGGCGGGGUGGUAGUCAAUGAUGUCAUAAUGCACUACGUGCUCAACUCCCUUCCUUUUGGCGGCGUAGGUCAAAGUGGAAUGGGCAGGUACCACGGGAAACACACCUUCGACCAGCUCAGCCACCACCGGGCGUGCCUGAUCAAGUCCUUGGGCAUGGAAUGCAUUAACAUGGCCAGGUACCCACCCCAGGACCGCUCACGGGCACGCAGGGCCAGACAGGCCAUGAGGAGCUCCCUGUGUGACCAAUCCAAAUCCAGCUUCGUGUGGGCAGUCUUGGCCACCAUCUUAGCCUGUGGUCUCCUUGUCGCCCUGAUUGUAAUUCUAGUCAUGGGUGCCAGGUAGUCCAGGUUCUCACUACUUCAACUCAUCAACUGUAAAUGUUUUUUGCAUCAAAUGCACUUCUUGAAGUUGCUAUAUUGUAAUGUAUCAUCAUCAAUGUAUUAUGUCGAUACUUCUGUAAUCUUACUAUGAGAGGUUUUACUAUCUAUAG
Salvelinus fontinalis (brook trout) is the source of this 2146-nucleotide messenger RNA. RefSeq names its product aldehyde dehydrogenase, dimeric NADP-preferring-like. The record is from RefSeq and is a predicted model, not a curated record. Gene Ontology annotation, molecular function: aldehyde dehydrogenase (NAD+) activity. The transcript is spliced from 11 exons. NCBI's taxonomy places the organism in Eukaryota, Metazoa, Chordata, Actinopteri, Salmoniformes, Salmonidae. Gene Ontology annotation, biological process: aldehyde metabolic process. Bases 514 to 1998 code for a protein of 494 amino acids. Gene Ontology annotation, cellular component: cytoplasm.